UAGGCGUUUUCUACAUGUGUUUACAGGCACUACACAGACGCGUCGCGUUAAAGCGCGUACAGCUUCACCACAACUGACUUUGAAGUUUACUUCUUCAUCAGAAUGGAAAACACACCUGUAAUGUCUAGCUGACGGCGCGGAUAUAAACGAAUUAUGUCUGCGAGAGCACAUUGUUGCUUUUCUGUAUGAUCAUGGCAGCGUCGGAAUGCCCGAGAAACUUUGAAGUUAAACGGAGGGAAACCUGGAAGCGUCACAUUAUUAGACAACUGAAACAGCGCAACGUGACACAGACGAUUGUGUUUCAGGAUAUUAUACAGUCAUAUCACAGUCUGCUGGAGAAGUCCAAACAAAGAGCCCUUAUAGCCAAAGGUAUUCUGGGAACAGGAACAAGGCAUUCACCAGUCCCUUCCUCUGAGGAUAAUUUGGCAUCUCUAAAGGCAACAACUGGUGAGCUUGCGUACCAAGUGGUGGAACUGCAGCAAAGAAUUCAGACAAAGGAAGCCACACUUGAUGAACAACAUACCAAGUUGAAUGAGGUCCAAAACUAUCUCAGUGUUGUGGCAUCAAAACACAGCACUCUUCAGAAUCACGUAGCAGAAGUGGAGGAAGGGAAUCACCUCCUGAAACAGAAAUAUGACGCCCUGCUGGAGAAGCACCGCCACAUGGAGGAAACAUAUCGGAAAGAGAAAAGUCGCAGUUCUGAUAUCGUGGAACGCAUGAUUCGACCGAAACAGCAGGCUGCUGUCCGCAUGAACCAUCGUUAUGAGAGGAGAGUGAGAGCCCGAGAAGCCAACCUCCACAAAGAGCUUCAGAUUGCUGCCAGUAAAAAAGUGAAUAUUGACGAAGAGUCUGCAAAUAUGUCACCUCCUAAACCAUCAUCACCAAAAUGUGAGACUUCAGAAAGGGUGGAAAGACCACUUUUCAGGUCUGCUUCAGCGACGUCUCCCCGUUUCAUCAACUCUUUCAAAGGUUUUUUCGAGAGAAAGAUCAGAGGUAAAUCUGUGUGCAGUUUUGAGGAAGAUCACUACAUACCAUUAGGCAUCUGCCUGACUGCCCGAGUCCCAACUAAGGCGAUCUUUGCACUGGAUGCUCAUGAGUUGGGAAUCAAUGCUGUGAGAUUCAGUACCAGAUCAAACCUGCUGGCUACCGGAGGAACUGACAGAGUUAUUAAACUCUGGGAUAUUGAAGCAGGAACUCUACAGAAUAGAGGUACACUAGAUGGAAGUAAUGAAGGGAUUACCAGCAUUGAGUUCGACCCUACGGGCACUCGGAUUUUAGCUGCGUCAUAUGACAAGUCAGCUCUAUUUUGGAGACUGGAUGACAGCGUUCCCAAGGUUACAUUGACAGGCCAUUCUCGUAAAGUGACAGCAGCCAGGUUUAAAUACAGUCAGAGACAGGUGGUGACAGGCAGUGCGGACCGAACCGUAAGGAUAUGGGAUCUCCAGCGAGCAGCGUGCAUACAAACCAUUGAAGUGUUAUCUUACUGUAGUGAUGUUGUGUGCUCAGAGUACUUCAUCAUCAGCGGCCAUUAUGACAGGAAAAUACGCUUUUGGGACAGCAGGGCAGCGACGUGCACACAGGAAGUUCCUCUUCAGGGCAGGGUGACAUCAUUGGACCUCUGCCCCGAUCACAGACAGUUACUCAGCUGCUCCAGAGAUAACAUCCUACAGCUGGUUGACCUGAGAAAGAGCAAUGACAGGGUGGUUUUCAGGGCGGAGGGCUUCAAAUGUGGAAGUGACAGCACCAAGGCCAUCUUCAGUCCGGAUGGAAGUUAUCUAGCAGCUGGCUCUGCAGACGGUGCUGUCUACAUAUGGAAUGUGAACUCAGGAAUGCUGGAAAAAAGGCUUCCCGACAUGCACAGUGCUUCAAUAAGUGCCGUGGCUUGGUCAUUGUCGGGCGAACACGUCGUAAGCGUGGACAAGAGUCGUCGAGCUGUGCUCUGGUGUGAUAUCUGACGACAGAUGUGUUUCCAGCUUAUCAAACAUAAGUCACUUCUGGAAAAGCACUCAGGGACGUCAUCGAAAAAACCGUGUUGGGUUGGAAACUUCACACUAUGCAUCCCAUCAACAAUAAGACCCCAUGUGAAAGUCUUUGUUGCUAAUUAGAUGUGUUGUAUAACAGUACAGACAAAUGUGCUAAUGUUACAGAAGUCUGGCGAAUGUCUGGGAUUAGUUUUUUAAACUUCCUUCCAAAUGAAUAACAGAGGAAGAACACAGGCCUGUACUACCCUUUUUAGCAACUUGACAAUCUGACCGCAUUGACUUUAACCUUUGACAUAAGCCAUUGACAAAUUACUAUAAAAAAUAAAAAGGGAAACAACCUUUUUUAAGACCAUGACAGCACAUUUCUGAAUACACGGAAACCCGACCCGUUGUGCAUUUAUAUCCAAGGUUGUAUUUUUAGGGAGCAUGUAAUGUAAAAUGUCAUUUUUUUUAUUUCCCCUUACUUGAAUGCUUAUUGUACAUUGUAACAAGCUGACAUGGAUUUCUAAAUACAGUAUACAAUCUAAAUGUGAAUAUAAAUUUAAACACAGCCUCAGGGAAGUGCUCAGUUAUAAUAGUUUUUUAAAAAUGAAUGAGAUGAAGCCUUUGCCGUUCGCCACACACCUUAGUGCUGCCAUAGAGACCCAGUAUGCUCACAGCUAAACCACACUCAGAUUAGCAUUUAAAAGAGCACUCUGUCUGAUCAUAACGCAUUGCGUUGACUGACUUUGAAGACCUAAAUUACUGCCAUCAGACAUCACAGAAGUCCAGCGUCAUUCACAGGCCGGCCUAUGAUUUGAUUUGCUACCUUCAUUUGCAUGUUAAGUACGGGUUGGAUGGGGAAAGCUUAAUGCUUAGUUUAUGCAGAGUGUGUUUUACAAUUCUGACAUUUAUUCUUUUUACACUGAUUCUGUAUUAGUUCAUACGAUGAAGUGUUAGACAUCACUGAUUUACAUUGUUACAAAGAACUGAUCUUAUGAUUGACCAAAAGAAAGCAUGUCCAGGGGCCUGUACCACAAAAAAUGGUUAAGUUCGCUAGCCAGGUAAGUUUAGUGUUAGUUUAUGCCAAUUCUAGGUUUUGGGUAGCUCGACUUUAAAGGAUAAGUUCACCCCAAAAUGAAAAUGUGUCUAUAUUUUACUUGCCCUUAAGCUAUGCUGUAUAUGACUUUCUUCUUUCCGCCAAAUACAGUUGGAUUUAUUUUUAAUAUUCUGGCUUUAUAAUGACAAUGGAUAGUGCCUCAUUUUUAAAGCUCCAAAAAGCACACACAUCCAUCAAAAACUAAUUUAUACAAUAAAGAGCCAGAGAAGAAAGCUGAAAGAAGAAAGUCAUACACCUAGGAUGGCUUUAGGGUGAGUAAAAUAUAAUUUUUAUUUUGGGACGAGCUGUUCCUUUAAGCCAUGUUCUGCGCAAUAGUAACUUCCGCUACAUGGCUAACCUGCUCUGGGGCAGAAAUGCAACCAAUCAGCUGUGAGCAAAGUAUAUAACUAUAGUUUAACAAUGGUAAAUAAUGAGAACAUAUGAAUCAGUCAUUAGUGAUUGCCAACAAUUCAACUAAAUUCAAUUUUAUUUAUAUAGCGCUUUUCACAAUUGGUAAUUGUUUCAAAGCAGCUUUACAUUAAUAAAAGCAGUGAAAAGCACAGAAAAUCGACAGAUGGCAUAACAUAAUACACGAUAGUAUAAGCAGCUAAAUUUGCUGCGGCUAUGAAUCAACAUUAAAAGCGAGCGUAUUACUAAUUUAACGUAAAGAAGAGGGUGCUAAGUUAAGCCCAAGAAGGCUGCCUCCCCGGGUUGAAAAACCCCUUAGGAGAAAAAAACCUGGACUUUUUAACCGGGAAAAUAAAAAAGUCCUAGGAGGGAAAAACCCUUGGGAUAUAUAUAUAUAUAUAUAUAUAUAUAUAUAUAUAUAUAUAUAUAUAUACAUGUAAACGGAUAAGGAGAUUAAGCAGAGUUUAAGCGGGUUCUGCCGGUGAUUGUUGGUCAGGCAUCAGCUGGGCAUCACGUUGAAGGACGGCCAGUAGAUCAGAGGUGUGCUGACUUUCACAUUUACCGGAACUGGGUCUGUUUGUCUCAUUGUCCUCGGGGUCGAGGACGAGACAGGGAGAGAGAAACAAAAUCCUAUUAGCGUAGGGGCCGUUCACAUGUAAUGCAAGUGUCACACAGUGAUGUGGUUUAAAUCAGCUUGGUUCCAGACAGGCUAACUAUUGCAGCAUAAGUAUGUUACCCACAGUUGAGGAUUUAGCAAGUUGGGGGCCCAAUGUGAAGGUAUCUAUGGUAACUAUGGGUCACCAUCCGAUCUUUAAAAGAAAAUGAAACAUGUCGACCCAUUUGCACCACUCUCCUCUAUUGUUCUGGCUGUAUAAGUGACAGCACAUCAAUUUUAAACCCACUAAAUGGGCGUUUGCUACCUAAAUAGGGCACUUUUGGCCACCUAUUAGCACAGCCUAUAAACACUAUACCAAUUUGUUUUGGUAUAAUCGUAUCCUGAUGGAUAUAUAGUGUUAUAAGCCCAUCCUUCAGUCUACGUUCUCUUUCCGCUUCCUUACGCCAAGUCAGUUUUGACAUUGACAGCCAACGGGUGAAAGAGUUACAUGUGCUUCAGAUCCAUGGUGAAAGGAAGUCAUUCCGCACAAAAGAGGCUUUUACAGACACUCCGUUGUUUUUUUUGAUUUAUCUACACACUUGUGUCAUCGAACUGUUGCUUAUAAAUGAAUAUCGCUCUCGGCUGUGAUUGACUCGUUAUAGUCUCUGGUGUAAUCGCAGCCAUCCUGUAAUAGACUUUUAUCGCGUGAUUAUGAGCGUGAUAUUGCUUUAAUAAUAUAUUACACUUUUUUAUAUUUGUUUUUUUAUAUGGACAGACCAAACAAGCUAGCCUGGUUAAAAAAAAGUAUCUAAGUUAUGGUCUGGCAAAACUUCAUAGACAAAUAAUUUCCAACCGAAGUCGCUCAAAUGCCUCUGGACGUAAGUGGAUAAACCUAAAACAAAUCAGAUCGAUGAAGAUGACGUAUGCAGAGUAAGACAGCGAUAACAUCUUUAUUAGAUAUGAAGGCUUUGAGUGUUGUUCUUUGCUCAAGUUUUAACGAAAAGGAAAAGUUUAAAUCGCUUAAAACAGACGCGAUAGCUGAUUCAAAUGAGUGAUGUUCCACGGCGGCAUCCAUCUUUGUAAUGUACAAAAUCUGCUUUACCGUCGCUGCACUGUAGUCAUCGUAGAAAGACCGCCCCAACAUUCCUGAUUGGUGCUGCAAUUUCGAAGGAUUAGAAAUGGGCUCUUUGCCAGACUUACUUGCAGAGCAAAUCUAUAUUUGCCGGAAGUUGUCUGGGUUUUCCCAGGCUACAAACAAGCAAUAAAAAAGCCAAACUGCCGUUUUAAGGACCAAUGACUGUGUCAAUAAAGUCUGUUGUUUUGCAUAUGAAUCCAUAGCAUAUACUGUAAGUAAACAUGACUGUCUAUGUUCUGAUAGGCAUGAGUACUAAAUAGGACCUGAGACUCUUUAAGAAAUGAUCCUUUCAACAAUGUAUCAAUGAAAGAAGACUUUCCUAAAUGAACCUUAAGACCCUGUUACCAGAGUUUGUCAUUUUACAUAUUUUGUUAAGUAUUUGGGGGGGGGGGUUGUUUUUGAUAAGCUUAAAAUUCCUUAAAGUUUAAGAAAACAUUUUGUAUUCAUUUGUACAGUAAACUAAAGGUAACAAGGGGUAGUUGAAUGCUUGGUGAAUGCAGUCGGCACUACAGUUUGUUUGUUUGUUUGUUUUGUACACACAGCUUCUGUUUUUGUAAUGGCAGAUCUAAAAAGUUACAAACGAAAUAUCAAUUCAAUGAUAAUGUCAUAAUAAUGUGAAGUUUGAUUGUAAUUGUUUGUUCCAGUUGAGUUUAUUAAGACCAUUUCUAAAAUCCCUAUUUAAGACAUUUGAUGUUUUUCAAACUAGCUUCUGUUCAUUCAUUAUAUGUUAGAUAAUUUAACUAUCUAGCAGUGACGGCCGGUGACCUCUCUUUAGAGAGGCGCAAAUUCAUAAUAUGUGUUCGGAGUGUCAUGUGAAGCCUGUGCAUCAUGCGUCUUGUCAAAAUAUGUGUGAGGUGCACAUGACGCAUCAAAAUUAUUUAUGAUAAAAGAGAGGCUCACGUUCACAAAAUACUUGCAAAACUUAAUAGUAAAUCCUGAUUACACAUGAGAUUAAGCGAGUAUCUGGCGUUAGAGAUCUUCUCGGGUCCAAAGAAAUGUACCCGACCCAAAAUAACCUGAAUCACUUUAUACCCGAACCCAACGUGCAUAAAUAAUUUUUUUGUUAAAGACAAACCCGAACCCAGACAAACCUGAGAAAAUUAGACCCGAGUCCGACCCGACUGUAAACGGCACCAUGUGUGCAGUCUGCAGCCGCGCACGUAGCAGUCAGACAGAAAGAAACCCCGCUGGUCUCGCAACCAAUUUGGCGAGCUGCUCCAUUUGUUUGAAGACGACACCCAUGCUAUAAUGUACAUUGACUGACAUGUCUGACUCAAUGAAAAUUAACCUAGCGCCAGCCACACAAUGUCGCAAGCACUCUUGGCAAACAGAGGAGAGGUUUGAAAAGGACUUUGAAGCACAUGAGAGAGUUUGGGUUUUCGGGUCCGUUCGGCAAAAACACAUUCAUUUUAAAUUACCCGAGACCCGAUGCCGCUAAUAUAAUACCCAACUCGUGUCCAAGGCACACAUCAAACUUUUAGACCCAAACCCGAUCUGGUCUCGGGUCGGACUUCGGUGUUUUGGAUCCAAGUGGACCCGUGAAGACCUCUAUCUGGUGUCUCUUUUAUCAUAAACCCCUUAGAAGUGUCCGCAGCAGGCUUGUAUUUUGAAAUCACACGUGAUGCACAUAAGUUCACAUGACGUGUCAAACACAUUUUUUGACAUGACGAGCCUUACACAUGACAGGCUACAAACAUGUUGUGCACCUUCAGAAAAGAAGUCACUGGCCGCCACUUAUAUCUAGUUUCCACAACAAUAUCUGUAAUACUUAAAAAAGUAAUGGAACACCAAAGUGGACCCUACUAGUGGAAAGUGCCGGUAAUAAGUUUAGCAUUGAUUUUAGGACAUUAUUAACGUAUCUUAUUUCUCCGACUGUUUUAGUGUAUAUACACUUUUUAAUGACGAAAUAAUGAUGCUAUGGGUAUUGCUGUCUUGUCAUAUUUUGUUUAAUUUUUUUCAAGCAUCUUGAUGUGACUUAUGUGAUGGAUUCCUAAGGGUAAACUGGCAAAGCAGUGUUACAAAAGGCACAAUGAAACACUAAAAAGUUGGAUCAUGGAUGCAAUUAAUAAAACCAUGUCAUC
Molecule: messenger RNA, 7279 nt
Organism: Paramisgurnus dabryanus
Lineage: Eukaryota; Metazoa; Chordata; Actinopteri; Cypriniformes; Cobitidae
Source: RefSeq, a predicted model, not a curated record